AAUACUAAUUUGUGGUCACAAAAUAUAAAUUUGGGGUAGCCAUUUUUUAAUGGCAUGACCAGGGCUCCAUAGAAACAGAAUUUUGCCAAACAUGAAGGGAGACAACUGUUUCUCAGCCUCAUUUCUUUUAACUGGUGCUUUUUUGAAUCAUCUAAAAUGCAUAAUGUGUAUACAAUGUGUUUUCUGCUAAAAUGCCAGACAACAGAACUGAUUUGUUCGCUUUUUUAGCUAUUAUUUUGUUGCUGUUGUAAAUCGUUAGAAUGUGCUCAAUUUUACGUAUUUCUGUUCCAAUACCGUUUUAGGGCUGCAGGACUGCGGUCUGUCUGUUUAAGCACCUUGGAGAACUCCGCGCCACAGCAGGGCGCGCCUCUGGAAUCUGAAUCGCAAUUGCGCGCAAGAUACGUCAAAUACGGGCGGAAGCAACCCGGGCUCCUGUUGUUACGGAGCUGCUUUUGUCUCCUCUUUUGUUGAUGGAAUUGGCUUCUUUUGAUUUUAAACUCCCUUUCUUGUUGUUGUCUUUGUACGCGAUGAGCCUGCGGGUACAGGACGAGGGAUGCGCAUCGUUACUCCUAUAGAUCGUGCUCCCCAUCAUUGGCUGGGCGCAGAUGCAACCCAAUCCAGCGUGUGUGCGAGGUAUAAACAGCAUGGACACUGCGCAUUCCGGAGCCUCUAAAUAUAUCUAAUAUUAAGGCCAGGAGACACAGGAGGGGGGGCUCUGGUGGUUUAUUCUGGGACAUUUCACUGUGAGGACGCACCACUUGAAUUAUCUUUCAGAGAUUGUGAUUAAAGCUCUUAAAAAAAAGAAAUGCCAUCGACUUUCAAUGUGAGAUCCAGGGUCCGGGAGAGAAACGGGGUCCUGAAUCGACCCGAGUUCAUAUCCCUCAACCAGCAGCCCAGCGGUGGCCCCGCAGAGAGCCGCCGCGGCUCCAGACGCGCGGCUCCCAUGAAGCCCCAAAGCAGCCAACAGAGCGAGGAACCUACCGACAGCGGCAGCAGGGACCGGAGGGAGUCCACCAAAAUGCCGGAGGAAGACUGCAUGCAGCUCAACCCUUCCUUCAAGGGAAUAGCCAUGAACUCCCUCCUCGCCAUUGACAUCUGUCUGUCCAAGCGCAUGGGGGUGUGCGCCUACACGUCGUCCUCCUGGGGAGGCUGCCGCUCCAUGGUCUCUCUGCUGGCCCUGACUGGGCACGGAAUCACGUGGAUCCUUGGCACUAUCGUGUGUCUCACACGGAGCAACACUCUGGCUGGACAAGAGGUCCUGGUGAACCUGCUGCUGGCUCUGAUCCUCGACAUCAUGACAGUGGCCGGACUCCAAAGACUGGUGAAGCGAAGAGGACCCUGGGAGAUGUCGCCAGGCUUCCUGGACUGUAUCGCCAUGGACAAGUACUCCUUCCCCGGCGCCCACGCCAGUCGGGCAGCCAUGGUCUCUAAGUUCCUGCUGUCCCACCUGGUUCUGGCGGUGCCUCUGCGCAUCCUGCUGGUGCUGUGGGCCUUCCUGGUGGGCAUGUCUCGGGUGCUCCUGGGCAAACACCACCUGACGGAUAUGGUGUGCGGCUUCGCAUUGGGAAUGCUGCACUUCAGCCUGAUGGAGACAGUGUGGCUCUCGUCGAACACCUGUCAGAAUAUUAUUUCCAUCAGCACGCUGAGCUGGAGCCCUUUUUUCUGAGCUUUUGAUGCAAGGCUGCUUAUUUGAUAUUUUGGCCUCGUUGUUGGUUUUGUGAAGUUAUUUUCACAAGAGGCAGAAGAUUUGACUGCGGGAUGUGAACAAAUACUAACGUUUGACCUGCAUGCUAUGCCCAAGAAAGGCUGGGCAAGAAAUACAGCUUUAAGCAUCAUCUGCUGCUUAGUCUCACUUAAAUAGGAAGUUUGGAGGAUUUACAUUUGGAAAUUUUUUAUUAAUAAUUUUUGAAAAGUGUAGAAUCAUUGAAAUGUGUUAGAAUCAAACUCUGUAGCAUCUCUAUUUCUCUUUUCCUUCUCUCUUUGACUUUGCGUAACACUGAGACCAAGAGGGAGCUUGAAGCACAGUUUGGUGUUGAGAAAAUGGACGAGGUGUUAAAGUCUAUACAGUUGUCUUGAUGGUGUUGGUGAUAGAGAUUUUUCCAACUCGCAUGUCAAUUUUCUUCCUAUUUUUCACGAUUGAUUUACACGACCUCAUUUCAUUAAAUAAAAUUGGCAGCUAAAAACUUCAUGCCUUAGUAAGUUCAUCAAUUCUGCUUUUGAAAUGUUAGAAAGCGUUACUAUUUUGGUAGAAUCGUCAAAAAUUAAUAUUCUCUUUAAUUGUAGAAGUUUCAACAAACCCUUGCUAAACGCGUAAGUGUGUGUUUUAUAGAUUUUGUGACACCAAAUGAGCUGAUAUAGAUGCCAGUUUGACAUAAACAUGCAUAACUUUUGCAUUUGGUUUAAAAUCCAGAAGGAAACUACUGAGCCCCUCAAGAGACAGCGAAAUAAAAAAAUGAUAAAUAAAUAAGUGACCAGUUACUAUCUGGUGCGCACCAGAUACUAAUUGCUGCACACCAGAAAGUGUUUUUUUAUGUUUUAUUUUUUAUGUCCCCUUAGGGGCUCCGUAUAAAAGGACAUCAAGGUAAAAGAAAUGUGAGUUAAAAAAAAGGAGGUAAAAGAAAAAAAAAACAUAGUAAGUGGUGCGCACUUGAUUGUAAUUGGUGCACACCACAAGCUAGUUGUGUUUUUUUUUAAACCUUGUUUUUUGUUGCUUUAAUGUCCCUUUAGGGGCUCCAUAUAAAAGGACAUUGAAGUAAAAAAAUAUGAGGAGAUAAAAAUAUAUAUCAAAGUAAAGGAAAAAAACAUAGUAAGUGGUGUGCACUAGAUAGUAAAUGGUGCACACCUGAAACUUUUUUUUUUUUUACUUCAAUAUUUUACUUACUUUGAUAUCCCUUCAGGGGCGACAUAUGAAUGGAUAUCAAAGAAAAAAAAUGAAGUAGAAAUAGAAAAAAACAUAAUGAAGAUCAAUAAAAACAUAGUAACUGGUGUGCACAAGAAACCACUUUUUUCUUAAUCUUGAUGUCCUUUAAGGGACUCCGUAGGAAACUUUCUGUUUAAAAAAAAAAAAGGGUUUAUAUGAUAUUUGUGGAUUUUUAUUUUCUAUACAGUAAGUUCUAUGUAUAACAUGUAUUUUUCAUUUUUUUGCUUCAUGUCAUUAAUAAAAUCUAUUCAACAAGUUGAAAAGAACUUUGUUUUUUCUACUGUUGUUCCACGGAUAUAAACUAAAUCUGUGCACCACCACGGAGCUCUCCUGCGGGCUCCAACCCUUGACCUGGCUCCAGAGUUGGACCUCGAGGAAGACAAUCUGGGCGACAUAGUGGAAUUUUUCUUUAGUUUUAAAAUAUCCAGAAAUACUUCCGUUUUUUUGUUGUUUUUUUUACUUUAAUGCAGCUGGCCUGUGUAUUUGGGAAGAAA
This is a messenger RNA of Oryzias melastigma (Indian medaka), 3414 nucleotides long. RefSeq names its product inactive phospholipid phosphatase 7. The coding region runs from base 806 to 1666 and encodes 286 amino acids. NCBI's taxonomy places the organism in Eukaryota, Metazoa, Chordata, Actinopteri, Beloniformes, Adrianichthyidae. Gene Ontology annotation, molecular function: sphingosine-1-phosphate phosphatase activity. Gene Ontology annotation, cellular component: nuclear envelope. The record is from RefSeq and is a predicted model, not a curated record. The transcript is spliced from 3 exons.